This is a messenger RNA of Impatiens glandulifera, 1903 nucleotides long. Its product is annotated as protein PSK SIMULATOR 3. NCBI's taxonomy places the organism in Eukaryota, Viridiplantae, Streptophyta, Magnoliopsida, Ericales, Balsaminaceae. Gene Ontology annotation, biological process: positive regulation of growth. The record is from RefSeq and is a predicted model, not a curated record. The transcript has a single exon. Bases 224 to 1630 code for a protein of 468 amino acids.
GUAAGCUAUCUCUGCAUCAAACUCUCCAUUCUUCAAUUAUUCUAAUCUCUCUCUCUCUUCCAACCCCAUCAUACGCAUCUUGCAUUAACUCCCACUCAUAUUCUCUCUCUCCUUCCCAAUCAUCAACAUUAAUAACAAACGUUUGCGGCCAACUCUCCCUUGUACCUACUGCUUGUUGUGUCCUUUAAUCAUCAUCAUCAUCUUCUUCUUCUUCCAAGCUAUAAUGGCUCUCGAAUCAUGGUUAAUCAAGGUUAAAACAGCUCUAUCCAACGGCUUUGACUCCGUUCGAUCCCUACCCCCCAACGGGAAACCCCUCAUCAUCAAGAAAUCCAACGUUGGAGUCCUCGCCUUCGAGAUCGCCGCCCUCAUGUCCAAGCUCAUCCAUUUAUGGCAAUGCCUUUCUGACAAAAACGUUAUCCGUCUUAAGAACGAAGCCAUAUGCCUAGAAGGUGUUCGUAAAAUUGUCUCAAACGACGAUUCUUUCCUUCUCGGCCUUGCCUGCGCUGAAAUGGUCGACAAUCUCGGCUUACUCGCCCGAUCCGCUUCCCGGUUCAGCUCCCGCUGCGUUGAUCCAUCUCUCAGUAACUUCGAUCGGCUAUUUCAUCUCUUUGCUGACAUGGGUUUGGAUCCUCACAACUGGGUUAUUCUUUCCGCCAAAGAAACCGACGCUAAAGUAAAGAAAAUCGAUCGUUUAAUCGCCUCAACCGCUACCCUUCACAAAGAGAUGGAUAUGCUUACAACACUUGAAACUGCUUUAAAGAAGUUGAUUCAUUCCAAAGACAAUGACAAAUCGGUGAAGGAACAGAGGAUUAUUGAUCUCAAACAGAGGAUUAUAUGGCAGAGGCAGGAGAUUAAGCUUUUAAAAGAUAAAUCUUUAUGGAAUAGAAGCUACGACACUGUCAAUUCGUUUCUCGUCAGAUUGAUUUUCACAAUCCUGUCUAGAAUCAAAAACGUAUUCGGUGUCGGAGUCGGACAUACCCUUCCUCCCGGCUCUCUUCACCGGAGCCUCUCUGCCUCCGCCACCGUGUACCCGUCGGAAAAUCAAGAUAACUGCAACUUCGUACCAGGGCCGCUGAUCACGAUGAGCCCAUCUUAUAAGAUUCACGAUGAUCGUAGCCCUGGAUUUAUCGAGAUGAAUUCAAAGGCGUUGAGGGCUCCAUCGAGUACUCUAGGAGCAGCAGCUCUACCUCUGCACUACGCAAACUUGAUCAUAGUAAUGGAGAAGAUGAUAAAAUCACCUCAGCUAGUUGGAAUGGACGCUAGAGAUGAUCUGUACUCAAUGCUCCCGAGUAGCAUACGAUCGUCCCUCAGGACGCGGUUAAAAGGUGUGGGUUUCUCGGCUAGUGAUCCAUGUCUGGCCGGAGAGUGGAGAGACGCGCUGGGGAAGAUACUGGGAUGGCUUUCGCCGUUGGCACAUAAUAUGAUAAAGUGGCAAAGCGAGAGAAGCUUUGAACAACAGCAUAUGAUUCAAAAGACCAGCGUUCUUCUAUUGCAAACGUUGUUCUUCGCGAACAAGGACAAGACUGAAGCUGCCAUUACUGAAUUAUUGGUGGGUUUGAAUUACAUAUGGAGGUUCGAUAGGGAAAUGAAUGCUAAGGCCUUGAUCGAGUGUUAUAAAAGCAUCAACUGAAAUCAUUCAUUUUUUUGCUCAUCUACAGUCUUCUACAUGCAAAUGCAAUCUAUAUAUACUAUAAUGUCUUCUAGUUCUUCUUGCUUCUAUCGAUCAGAUGAACUCAACCCACUUGGAUCUGAGAGAAAGCUUCUAAUUCCUUUCUUCUUAAUUUUUUUUUUUUUUGUCUUCCCAGUGAUCCUUUAAUGUAAAUGAUUCAAAGUAGUAAUAGUAUAAAAAAUGUUGAGAAUUAUCGAAGCUUUAAUUAAAUAAUAAGUUUUAUGCUUUCUUCUA